Messenger RNA from Cokeromyces recurvatus, 4432 nucleotides. RefSeq names its product cortical protein marker for cell polarity-domain-containing protein. Gene Ontology annotation, molecular function: protein binding. Gene Ontology annotation, cellular component: plasma membrane of growing cell tip. The coding region runs from base 66 to 4187 and encodes 1373 amino acids. The transcript is spliced from 7 exons. Gene Ontology annotation, biological process: positive regulation of establishment of bipolar cell polarity regulating cell shape. NCBI's taxonomy places the organism in Eukaryota, Fungi, Mucoromycota, Mucoromycetes, Mucorales, Mucoraceae. The record is from RefSeq and is a predicted model, not a curated record.
AUAACUGUUUUCCUUUCUUUCCUUUAUAAAAUAGAGAUUAUAUAACAGCAAUAAAAGAAGGAGGCAUGGUGACAAUACUAUGGUUCCUUAUUUUUAUUUUAUUAUUUCAACAACAAUCAGCUUUAGAAUUACCAGCAGUACAACUUGAUUCAGUGGGUGGUCAAUUAGGGUUUGUUGGUGACUAUGCUGGUCUUUCACCAUUUAAAAACUCUCUUCAAUUUGAAUCACUUCCAACAACUUCACUCAUUACAUCUGAUGAAGAAGACGAUAUGCUGAUAUUUAAUUUUUUUUCUACUAUAAAUGGAUCAAUUGAAACCUUUUGUAAAUUAACUGAUACUCAAUUUAUAUUAGCCGGAAACUUUAAUACCAUAAAUCAUACAACUUUUAAUAAUAUCGUUCAAUUCGAUACUCAAUCACGUACAUUUAGUCCUCUUCAACAAGGCUUAGACGGUCCUGUUUAUUCAGUUUAUUGUCUAAAUCAAUCCACAGUUUAUGUUGGUGGAAACUUUAUAGCUCCUAUUAAUAACAGCCAACAAUUUACAGGACAUGUUGCUAUUUGGAACGAUAAUCAAUGGUCUCCUGUUCCUUGGAACGGAUUUAAUGGCCCAGUUUAUUCUAUUUUACCACAUCAACAACAGCAAUCAAUUCUAUUUGCAGGCCAAUUUGAUUCAACCGGUGAUGGUCAGUAUAUGAAUCAAACUUUUAGUCAACAAAUCAAUUUAAUUUCUACUGCUACCAUCUCAGAAGGAAAUGGUAUGAACUUUGGAAAUUAUUCAGAUCCUAGAAAUGUUCUUUGUUCUCGAGCACCUUGGCUUUUACAAGAUGGUGUUCCUGGUUAUUGGGAAGCUACAUUUAAUACUCCUCUUGAACCAUCUCUAUUUCGAUUAUCAAAUGCUCAUAUUGAUGGAAAAAAUACACAUUCAUUUAGUAUUAUUUCUCUGGGAUCAAACGAAUAUUUUGAAUUAUCUUACAAAGACCCGGUUACAAACCAGAACUUGACUUGUACAGAGGAAUGUUAUUUAUCAAAUGAUUUAAAUAUACCUUAUCAGGAUUUUACUGUAUUAAAACCUAUUACUACAAGUGGUAUUCGAAUCAAUAUUAAUACUUGGUAUGGUUCAGGUGGCGGUUUAAGUGGUGUCAGUAUUUUUAGGACAGAUGUUACCCUUCAACCUGAACUAUCAACAGAGAGUGGCAAUACUGAGUCAAAUUGUUAUUCUUAUUUGAAUUCUCAAUCCUCUGUAGUAUCUACCACAGGUCAUUGGUCAAAUCAAUAUUCUUUUGGAAUUUAUCGAAAUUUCUUAGUUGCUAGUAUUCCUGUAUCUGAAUUAUCAACUACGGAUGUAUCUGCUACUUACCAGCCAUAUAUUUAUGCUCAAGGGAUUUAUAAUGUAUAUGCAACUACACCAGGCUGUAUAGGCACAAGUUCUUGUGAUGAACGUACUCAAGCUGAAUUAACCAUUCAAUUGACACCCGGAAAUAAAUCUACUUUAAUAUUAAAUCAAGAUAUUGUAAAUGAUGAAAACAAAUUAAUUUAUACAGGCCCCAUUGCAGCUACAACGAAUUUAUUUAAACCUACCAUUGUCAUGAAAGUAGCACCUUCAGCUCGAACAUCUUCAACAACGAAUGUAACACUAUUUGGAAGUUCAAUUCAAUUUGUUAGAAACUCAACAAGCUCAACAUUAUCAAGUAUUUUAAACUAUUAUCCCAACAACAAUACUUGGUUAGCUCUUCCUCAACAAUUACCAUCGGGAUCCAUUGUUCAUACUUUACAAGCAAAUGAAAAUAAGCUUUACAUUGGUGGACAGUUUACUUUAAAUAACAAUACAAUCAACAGUUUGGUUGCUUAUGAUUUUGAUACAGGUUUUGUACCUUUAACAGAUGGCGGUUUAAAUGGAGAUGUUUCUACUUCUUUACUUAUAGAUUCAAACUUGAUUGUGGGUGGAAGCUUUAAUAAUACAUGGAUACCUCAGCAAAGAAAUGAUUUGAAUCAUGUUGCUAUAUAUAAUAUUCAGUCAAAUACAUGGUCAGGCAUGGAUCAAGGCGUAAAUAAUAAUGUGGAUUAUUUAUAUUCAACAGAUAACAAACAUAUUCAUUUAUCAGGACCAUUUAAUGCAAGUUUAAAUAAUAAUAAUGCUAUAUUAUAUAAUAAUGUAGAGUGGGAUUUGAACAGCCAAAACUGGGUUACACCUACCUCACUUAUAGUAGGUCCUAUUGCAAAUCAGGUACGAAUUGGACCAAAAACAACUUUAUAUCUUGGUUCCGUGAAAAACGCACAAACGUAUCGUACUACCGACUUUAUAUCCCUCGCAUCAUCUCAAAGUGACAGCUUUUCUACUUCAAUUACUCAAUUAGAUCCAGAUGCUAUUGUGAAUGCGGGUGCAUUUUGGAAAAAUAAGACAGAAACGUGUCUUAUUUUAGCAGGUCAUUUCCAUCUGAAUAACACGGUGUACAAUCUUGUGAUGCGUACAGCGGGUGGAACAUGGCAAGGUGUCCUACAAGGAAUUCAAGGCGAGAUUCGGACUUUAUCAGUCAUUAAAAAUAGUUUAGUAGCUGGAGGAGAAUUUAAUGGGACAGCACCAGAUGGGACUACGAUGCUAACGAGCAUCCUCUUUUAUGACCUCGAAAGUCAAACUAUAGAAGGGUUAAAUGGACUCUUUGAUGAAAAUGGACAACCUGGUCAAGUGAAUGUGAUCAGACCUCAAGGAGAUGGUCGUACUGUUUUUGUGGGUGGCCAUUUCACGACUGCAGGUUUACUUGGUUGUUCUGCAAUCUGUAUGCUUACGAUGGAUACUCGACAAUGGAAUCAAAUUCAACCGGUUAUAUCAGGAACGAUUCAUGAUAUGCUUCUGAAUGAUUCAGGUGUACUUACGGUAGUAGGAGAUCUUACGAUAGGUACACAACAAUCUAUUUCACUAGCUGAAUUAGAUACAACCUCAACCACAGCGACUUGGAAGGCAGCACCUUAUAACGAACAAUUCCUUUCUCCUGUCGCUUUAAUUUACGACCGUGAUGGUAGUUAUUUGAUAACAGGGAAAACAAAUAAUAAAAGUAGUAAUAGUAGUAGUUAUAUUGCAAAUUGGAAUGGGGAAAAUUUUACAUCUAUUGAACAUGAUUUGGGUCCUACUACCUCCAUUCGUCAAUUGUUGUGGGCACCUAUUGAACGAUCCUCAGCGCCGACUCUUUCACGUUACCCAGCCAAUUCGGAUACCAUGUUGAUGGUCGUGGGUCACCUUGAUAUACCCGAUUUUGGCGAUGGUAGUAGUAGUAGUAGUAGUGUUGCACUCUAUGAUGGACAUCGUUGGUAUCCUUAUUUGUUAACUGCAUCUCGUGAUGGAGCAACAGGGGGUUCUAUAUCUCGUGUCUUUACAGCAGUGCCUUGUUGUACAGCCAUCCACUCUACUCGUCAUUAUCUUUCAGUUCCGGCCGUUAUUUUGAUUUCAAUUGCUAUUUCAUUAGGUAUCAUUUUCUUCUUGGUCCUCAUUGCCUUCCUCUUUCUGUUUAUCAAACGACGUCAUCAUCCAGAAUAUUAUCAUUAUUCUGAACCCAUGAAAGGAUGGAAACCCAAGUAUCGACCAUCAAGUCUUUUAGCUAUGAUUAAUGCUGCUAACCUAACUGAUCCCUCUACUACUAGUACUACUACUAAUACUGCAGCAGCAGCAACAGCAACAGCAACAACAGCAGCAGCAGAUACAUUCCCUGCAAUGAAUGAAAAAUAUUCAAAUAACAAUCCUAAUACUACAACCAUGGUUGCAACAGGCUAUUCAACAGCUGUAGAUGGAGGAGGACAUCAUGCAGCUAUUCAUCGUGGACAACCGACGGGUGUCGAUUUGGCUGAUAUGGCGGUUGUUGGAUCUUCUUCUUCUUCUGUUCAUAAACAACCAAGGAUGUCAAGUGGUGGUAUGUCCACAGGUCCUUUGCCAUUUAGUAUCAUGAUGUCAAAUGCUUUACAUAAUAGUAAUAAUACGAAUAGUCCAGCUACAGAAGAUUCACCUCAACUUUAUUAUGCAAAAUAUCCAUUUGAUGCAAAAGAAUUUGGAGAAUUAGCAUUUGGUGCAAAUACACCUAUUGUCGUAACAGAUACAAGUGAUAAUGUAUGGUGGAUGGGAUAUAAAGAUAAUGGUAAAGGGGAUGCCAUCUCUGGAUUAUUCCCUAGUAAUUAUGUAACUAAAUCAAAGCCUGUUAUUUAAUCCUUUUUUUUUUUUUUUUGCAUCUCUUUUCUUCUUCUUCUUCUUUCUUUCUUUAUUUUUAAAGCAUAUCAAAUACACAUAAUCUUAAAAAAAAAAGGAUUGCAUAGAUAACACUUAGCUAACAUAUAUAUAUAAAUAUAAUAAUAAUAAUAAUAACAAUAAUCUGUUCAAGUAUACAUAUUAUUCUAAUAAAAAAAAAUAGAUAAAUAUAAUAAGAAGGGCUUUUAGUUGUUAUGAUUGGAUAA